GGAGGACGGAGUAAGUGUUGUUUUUCUUUUUUCCAUAGGUGUUAUUGCAGUAGAGGGGGGAUUUACUGCAGGCUAAUGGCCACCUCAGCGGUUAGACUUGUAACAUCCUUGUGUGUGGCGUUCUCUGAGUCUGUGGAUGAUCCUCAGUCAACAUGAAAGACUAGGAACUCAGCUCUCCGAGGGAAAUGGCUUUUUUUGAUCUAACCCAGUCCCGUGACCUAGCAUCCAACUCCGGCUGCCUCUGAAGGGUUUGUCAGCUGUUAAUGGGAACUACCACUUUGCUCGCUCUCGUGAGGAUUUAAGCUUUUCCGGGACGCCAUUUCUUUCCCCCAAGUUCAGCCAAGGCAGCGACGCUGCGCAGUGAGAGUGGCGAGGUGGUGAGACAAUGGCGAGUAACUCAUAUAGUGGAGUGAAGAACUCCAUGGUGGAGGCCAACCAUGAUGGGGACUUUGGCUGUUCGCUCAAGGAGCUGCGCUCUCUCAUGGAACUGCGGGGUGCAGAGGCGCUAAGCAAAAUUGGGGAAACUUACGGGGACGUUCAAGGACUCUGCAGCCGGUUGAAAACAUCACCCAUAGAUGGUCUAAGCGGACAGCCUGCAGACAUUGAGAAGCGGAAAACAGCAUUUGGGCAGAAUUUUAUACCUCCUAAAAAGCCAAAAACAUUUCUCCAGUUAGUGUGGGAAGCAUUACAAGAUGUAACGCUGAUUAUCCUAGAGGUGGCAGCCAUAGUUUCGUUAGGCCUUUCUUUUUACAAACCUCCAGAUGCCGAAAGAGAACACUGUGGAAAGGCAGCUGGAAGCAUGGAGGAUGAGAAUGAGGCAGAGGCAGGCUGGAUUGAAGGUGCUGCCAUCCUACUGUCCGUUAUUUGUGUGGUGCUUGUGACAGCUUUCAAUGACUGGAGCAAAGAGAAGCAAUUUAGAGGCCUCCAGAGCCGCAUUGAACAGGAGCAGAAGUUUACUGUGGUCCGUGGUGGACAAGUCAUCCAGAUCCCCGUUGCCGAGAUAGUGGUGGGCGACAUUGCACAAGUCAAAUAUGGCGACCUCUUACCUGCCGAUGGUGUCCUCAUCCAAGGCAAUGAUCUGAAGAUUGACGAAAGCUCUCUCACAGGGGAGUCAGACCAUGUCAAAAAAACACAGGAAAAAGAUCCCAUGCUGUUGUCAGGCACCCAUGUAAUGGAGGGCUCAGGGAAAAUGCUGGUAACUGCCGUGGGUGUCAACUCUCAAACUGGAAUCAUUUUUACCUUACUUGGGAGUGGUGAGGAUGAGGAUGAGGAUGAAGAGGAGAAGAAAAAGGAAAAAGAAGAGAAGAAGAAGCAGAAGAAAAAUAAGAAGCAAGAUGGAGCUGUGGAAAACCGCAAGAAAGCUAAAGCCCAGGAUGGCGCUGCCAUGGAAAUGCAGCCUCUGAACAGCGAUGAGGGAGCUGAUGCUGAGGAGAAGAAAAAGGCCAGCCUGCCAAAAAAAGAGAAGUCUGUUCUCCAGGGAAAGCUGACCAAAUUAGCUGUUCAAAUUGGCAAAGCAGGUCUGGUAAUGUCAGCCAUCACUGUCAUCAUCUUGGUGGUUCUCUUUGUUGUUGACACCUUUUGGAUCCAGAACUUGCCUUGGGUCAAGGAUUGUACACCCAUUUAUGUCCAGUUCUUUGUCAAAUUCUUCAUCAUUGGUGUCACUGUUUUGGUUGUGGCAGUGCCCGAAGGUCUGCCACUGGCUGUAACCAUCUCCCUGGCUUACUCCGUCAAGAAAAUGAUGAAAGACAACAACCUGGUACGUCACCUCGAUGCCUGUGAGACAAUGGGCAAUGCCACCGCCAUCUGCUCGGACAAGACGGGCACGCUUACCAUGAACCGUAUGACUGUGGUGCAGGCCUACAUCGCAGACAAGCAUUUCAAGAAAGUCCCUUCGCCUGAGAGCAUCCCUUCUUCCAUCUUGGACAUUCUGAUCCUGGGCAUUGGCGUCAACUGCGCCUACACCACUAAAAUCAUGUCUCCAGAGAAAGAAGGAGGCCUCCCAAGGCAGGUGGGUAACAAAACCGAAUGUGCCUUGCUGGGCUUUGCCACUGACCUGAAGCGGGACUAUCAGGCCAUUCGCAAUGAGAUCCCUGAGGAAAAGCUUUAUAAAGUCUAUACCUUCAACUCUGUCCGCAAGUCCAUGAGUACUGUGCUGAAAAACGCUGAUGGCAGCUACCGUAUGUUCAGCAAAGGGGCAUCUGAAAUCCUCCUCAAGAAGUGCUAUAAAAUCCUUACAGCCAGUGGCGAGUCUAAGGUGUUCCGGCCACGGGACAGAGAUGACAUGGUAAAGAAGGUGAUUGAGCCCAUGGCCUCCGAGGGCCUGAGAACCAUCUGCCUAGCCUACAGGGACUUCCCUGCCUCAGAGGGUGACCCUGAUUGGGACAAUGAGAAUGAUAUCCUCACUGGACUUACCUGCGUCUGUGUAGUGGGAAUUGAAGACCCUGUGAGAACAGAGGUCCCAGAGGCUAUCAGGAAGUGCCAGCGCGCUGGUAUCACAGUACGAAUGGUCACUGGGGACAACAUCAACACAGCCCGAGCCAUUGCCACCAAGUGCGGUAUCCUGCAGCCUGGAGAUGACUUCCUCUGCCUGGAAGGCAAAGAGUUCAACCGGAGGAUACGCAACGAAAAAGGAGAGAUUGAACAAGAACGUAUAGACAAGCUCUGGCCCAAGCUUCGAGUACUAGCUCGCUCCUCCCCAACAGACAAGCACACAUUAGUUAAAGGUAUUAUUGACAGCACAGUGGCAGAACAGAGACAAGUGGUAGCAGUGACUGGGGAUGGUACAAAUGACGGCCCUGCCCUGAAGAAAGCUGAUGUGGGGUUUGCCAUGGGUAUUGCUGGAACGGAUGUAGCCAAGGAGGCAUCUGACAUCAUUUUGACAGAUGAUAACUUCUCCAGCAUAGUCAAGGCUGUGAUGUGGGGACGCAAUGUGUAUGACAGCAUCUCCAAGUUCCUCCAGUUUCAGCUCACAGUAAAUGUGGUGGCUGUCAUUGUAGCCUUCACUGGAGCCUGCAUCACACAGGAUUCUCCAUUGAAAGCAGUCCAGAUGUUGUGGGUCAAUUUGAUCAUGGACACCUUUGCUUCCCUGGCACUGGCCACAGAACCCCCAACUGAGGCCCUGCUGCUGAGGAAGCCCUACGGCCGCAACAAGCCCCUCAUAUCUCGCACCAUGAUGAAGAACAUCCUGGGUCAGGGAGUUUACCAGCUAGCCAUCAUCUUCACAUUGCUCUUUGCUGGUGAAAAGAUGUUUGACAUUGACAGCGGCAGAAACGCCCCCCUUCAUGCCCUGCCCUCCGAACACUACACCAUCGUCUUCAAUACCUUCGUCAUGAUGCAGCUGUUUAAUGAAAUCAACGCCCGCAAGAUCCAUGGCGAGAGGAAUGUCUUUGAUGGCAUCUUCAAUAACCUUAUCUUCUGUACCAUUGUCUUCGGCACCUUCAUCAUCCAGAUUGUCAUAGUGCAGUUUGGAGGGAAGCCGUUCAGCUGCGUGGCCCUGAGCAUUGACCAGUGGCUGUGGUGUACUUUCCUGGGUUUUGGCAGUCUACUGUGGGGACAGGUAAUCUCCUCAAUCCCCACAAGUCGUCUGAAGUUCCUGAAGACAGCGGGCCAUGGCACCCAGAAAGAAGAGAUUCCUGACGAGGAGCUGGAAGACAUGGAGGACAUGGAGGAGAUCGACCACGCUGAGCGUGAGCUCCGCCGGGGGCAGAUUCUCUGGUUCCGGGGCCUCAAUCGGAUCCAGACCCAGAUGGAUGUAGUGAGUGCGUUCCAGAGUGGAACUUCCUUUCAGGGGGCUCUAAGGCGACAGGCCUCCAACUCCAGCCAACAACAGCACGAUAUUCGGGUGGUGAAUGCAUUCCGCAGCUCCAUCUCCCUCUAUGAGGGGCUGGAGAAGCCCGAGUCGCGAACGUCCAUCCAUAACUUCAUGACCCACCCAGAGUUCAGGAUAGAGGACUCUGAGCCCCACAUCCCCCUCAUAGAUGACACUGACGCCGAGGACGACGCCCCUACCAAGCGCAACUCCGCCAGCCCCCGAAAUGCCACGCCGACCCCUCCUUCACCCGGCACUGCCGCCCCUACCAUGCCGGCCUCCCCCUCCCUCACGCCGGUCUCGCCCUCCCCUAACCAGAACAAUAACGCCGUGGAGAGCGGCAACCACCUCCUCCCAGAGGGCAACAAGUCAGGAACCCCCUCGGCCCCCGGGAGCCCCCUACACAGCCUGGAGACCUCUCUCUGAUCUGACCCCUGCCCCACAAUAAUAACACCGCACCACUUUCUACCUGCCACCAAGGAGCUCGCCUCAGACGACGAAUGAACACAUCCACAAUGAGAGGAGAGACGGGAGGCUUGGAGGAGAUCGCAAGUCUCUGUUAGCUUAGCUUGGGCUGGACUUAAACAAGAGCAAACAUUCAUAAGAAUGUAGGGUUUGGUGUG
This is a messenger RNA of Lampris incognitus (smalleye Pacific opah), 4431 nucleotides long. It is a transcript of the gene atp2b1a, whose product is annotated as ATPase plasma membrane Ca2+ transporting 1a. Gene Ontology annotation, biological process: regulation of cytosolic calcium ion concentration; calcium ion transmembrane transport. The record is from RefSeq and is a predicted model, not a curated record. Gene Ontology annotation, molecular function: PDZ domain binding; P-type calcium transporter activity; ATP binding. NCBI's taxonomy places the organism in Eukaryota, Metazoa, Chordata, Actinopteri, Lampriformes, Lampridae. Gene Ontology annotation, cellular component: membrane; intracellular membrane-bounded organelle. The transcript is spliced from 22 exons. Bases 386 to 4234 code for a protein of 1282 amino acids.